Xiphias gladius (swordfish) is the source of this 936-nucleotide messenger RNA. RefSeq names its product olfactory receptor 52L1-like. Gene Ontology annotation, molecular function: G protein-coupled receptor activity; olfactory receptor activity. Bases 1 to 936 code for a protein of 311 amino acids. The transcript has a single exon. The record is from RefSeq and is a predicted model, not a curated record. Gene Ontology annotation, cellular component: membrane. NCBI's taxonomy places the organism in Eukaryota, Metazoa, Chordata, Actinopteri, Istiophoriformes, Xiphiidae. Gene Ontology annotation, biological process: G protein-coupled receptor signaling pathway.
AUGGAAAACAAAUCGUUUGGGCUCUUCUCUGAGUUAACCCUGGAUCCCUUUGUUAUUCCACCUGGAGGAAAGUACCCCAUAUUUUUCCUUGGCAUUGCGCUUUAUUUUUUCGCCAUUUUUUGCAACCUGACCUUGUUGACUUUGAUCAUUCUAAAGAGGCACCUUCACAAACCCAUGUAUUUCAUCCUGUUCAGUCUUCCUCUCAACGAUCUGAUAGGCAUAUCUUCCAUGCUACCGAAAGUACUUUCAGACAUUGUUACAGAGACAAAUAAGGUAUACUACCCUCUCUGUGUUUUACAAGCUUUCUUGCUCCACACGUAUGGUGGUGGAAUUUUGUUUAUUCUUGCAGCCAUGUCCUUCGAUCGUUAUGUUGCCAUCUGCAUGCCGUUACGCUACAGCUCUGUCAUGACCCCCAGGGUAGUCAUUUGUAUCAUCUCUCUAGUUUGGGGUCUUGACUUUGUUCUGAUUGUAUCACUGUUCUCAUUGCAGACAAGGCUUCCACGGUGCAAAUCUGUUAUUAUGAAUGUGUUCUGUGAUAACCCAUCUCUCCUGAAGCUCGCAUGCGGAAACACGACAGUCAAUAAUAUCAUAGGACUGUUUAACACAGCUAUGAUCCAAGCUGUAAGUGUGUCUGUUCAGGCAUUUUCCUAUGUGAAGAUUCUCAUCACAUGUGUGUUUACAAGGAGGUCGGAAGCAAAGACGAAAGCUGUCAACACAUGUGUUGCGCAGUUGGUUAUAUUAAUCAUAUUUGAGAUUGCGGGAACUUUCACAAUUUUAUCUCACAGAUUCAAGAAUGUCUCAGCUGACUUGCAAAAGAUAAUGGGCAUGCUUAUAUUUCUUGUACCCCCACUUCUGAAUCCAAUUGUAUACGGGCUGUACACAAGUGAAAUAAGAAGCACGUACCUCAGACUCUUAAAAAGUAGGGUAUCAGUCUAA